Podospora bellae-mahoneyi is the source of this 1506-nucleotide messenger RNA. RefSeq lists its product as uncharacterized. Gene Ontology annotation, molecular function: cyclin-dependent protein serine/threonine kinase activator activity. Gene Ontology annotation, cellular component: nucleus; cyclin/CDK positive transcription elongation factor complex. The transcript is spliced from 2 exons. The coding region runs from base 1 to 1506 and encodes 501 amino acids. Gene Ontology annotation, biological process: regulation of transcription by RNA polymerase II; positive regulation of DNA-templated transcription, elongation. Lineage: Eukaryota; Fungi; Ascomycota; Sordariomycetes; Sordariales; Podosporaceae. The record is from RefSeq and is a predicted model, not a curated record.
AUGUCUUCUUCCAACAACUUUGACCGAUACCGACCACCAAGAGAAGCACCCGCUCACCCGCCAAAACCGCCGUUUAUCGCAGAGUACAACAACACUUCGCAGUCGUCAUCGCCUGCUACUACUGGGAGAAGGCGCGAGGGAGGAGGAGGAGUGCCGCCUGCUGUACCGUCGCCCCCGGUUUAUUCCUCCAGGACAUCGCCGCCGCCGCGACCGCUGCGGAGCGCCCCCUCGCCUGCCAUGUCUAGCCCGCAGAGGUCGCAGCAGCAGAGGAGGGAGCAGUGGCUGUUCACGCUGGACGAGGUGAAGAGCACGCCAAGCAUCAUGGACGGGCUGCCGAUUGGGGAGGAGAGGUUGAGGAGGGCGAAGGGGGUGAAUUUUAUUUACCAGGCGGGCAUGUUGCUGGAGCUGCCGCAGAUUACGAUUUGGGUGGCGGCGGUGUUUUUUCAUCGGUUUUAUAUGCGGUAUAGCAUGGUUGAGCAGAAUGGGGGCAUACAUCACUAUAAUAUCGCCGCCACGUCGUUGUUUUUGGCGAAUAAGACGGAGGAAAACUGCCGCAAGACGAAGGACUUGAUCAUUGCUGUCGCCAAGGUGGCUCAGAAGAACACCAAGCUGAUUAUUGAUGAGCAAUCGAAGGAGUACUGGCGGUGGCGGGAUUCGAUCCUUGCGUUUGAGGAGAUCAUGCUCGAGACGCUUACCUUCGAUCUCAUGAUUAAUAACCCCUACGGCGAGAUUUUUGACCUGCUGGCGGAGCUGGAUCUGAUCAAAAACCACAAGCUGCGGGAUGGGGUCUGGGCUUUUUGCAACGACGCGUGUCUGACGGUGCUGCCGUUGGUGUUGAGCACAAGGGAGGUGGCCAUCUCGGCGAUUUUCUUCUCGGCGACGGUGAACAAGGUGCAGAUUGAGGAUGUGAGGGGCCAGAGCUGGUGGGUGUACUUGGGGGGGACGGAGGAUAUGGCGGCGUUGGGGGUGAAUUUGAUGUGUGAGUUUUAUAGGGAGAACCCGCUGCGGAAGCAGGAGAAGCGUCCUCCCAGUCCGGAGUUUAGGCUGGAGAGCACGAGGAGGAGGGGGGAUGUGGCUUUGGGGCUUGGGGGGGUGAUGGAGGUUGGUAGUCCGGGGACUGGGACGCCGACGCCGGUGGGGACAGAUAGGGCUGGGACGCAGAGUCCGGGGCGGGGGAGGGUCAAUGGGAACGGGGUUGUCAAGGAGGAGGAGGGGGGGGUGAAGAGGGAGGGGUCGUCGUCGGCCGAGGAGAGGAGGGCGGCGGCUGUUAAGGCGAGUGUGGAGAAUGGGGAUUCGGAUGCGGCGUUGAAGGCUGCGGCGAAUGAGUUGGGGGUUCAUGAGAAUGGGGAUGGUGGUGGUGGGGGGUUGGUGUCCCCUGGGCCGAUGCUGGCGGCGAUCAAGAGGAAGAGUGCCGAGUUGGAGGAUGCGGUGGAUGCUGCGGAGAGGGAGGCGAAGAAGAUUAAGUUGCAGGAUGAUGAGGAUGAGGGAGAGAUUAAGGGGUCUUGA